AUGGUUAUUUAUAGCUUGCUAAAUUCUACUUUGAAAGUACAAGCCAAUCGCUGUUUUUUAUCUCUUUUUAGAUCGAAAAUCACAAAGAACUUGGUAAGAAGUAUGUCUAUGUCAAACAACGGCCCCUCCAAUAAAAUCUUCAACAAGAUUGAUGAAUUGAAACCCACUUUCAUCGAUAUCCUAGCUAAAGCUGUUGAAAUCCCUGCUGUCUCUUCUGAUGAAUCUCUAAGACCAAUGGUUGUUAAAAAGGCCCAUUUCUUAGUCGAACAAUUGAAUGAAUUAGGUUUCCAUGACGUUCAAUUGAAAGAGUUGGGUAUUCAACCACCGCCUGUUACUAAUUCAAAUCUGAAAUUACCACCAAUUGUCUUGGCUCGUUAUGGAUCUGAUCCAAAGAAGAAAACCGUCCUUGUAUAUGGUCAUUAUGACGUGCAACCUGCUUCCCUUGAAGAUGGUUGGGAUAGCGAACCAUUCAAAUUGACCGUUGAUGAAUCAAAACAAGUAUUGAAGGCAAGGGGCUCUUCUGAUGAUACUGGUCCUCUGUUGGGAUGGUUACAUGUGGUUAGAGCUCAUAGAGAUGCAGGUAUCGAAUUCCCUGUUAAUUUAAUCACUUGCUUCGAAGGUAUGGAAGAGUCUGGAUCCCUAGGUUUAGAUAAUUUGAUUGCUCAUGAAGCUGAAAAAUAUUUUAAAGGUGUCGAUACCGUUUGUAUUUCAGAUAAUUAUUGGUUGGGUACUAAGAAACCUGUUUUAACUUACGGUUUAAGAGGUUGUAACUAUUAUCAAAUUAUUGUCGAGGGCCCUGCUGCUGAUUUACAUUCAGGUAUGUUCGGUGGUAUCAUUGCUGAACCAAUGACCGAUUUAAUACAAAUUAUGAAUUCCUUGGUGGAUUCUAAGGGUAAAAUCCUGAUCAAAGGUAUCGAUGAAAUGGUUGCUCCUGUAACUGAAAAGGAAAUGGAAUUAUACGAAAAAAUCGAAUUUUCUCUUGAAGAGUUACAAGCCGCUAGUGGAUCUAAAACUGAAUUGUAUAAAAAGAAGGAAGAUAUUCUAAUGCAUAGAUGGAGAUACCCUUCAUUGUCUCUUCAUGGUAUCGAAGGUGCAUUUUCUUCUGCGGGUGCAAAAACUGUUAUCCCAGCUAAAGUUAAUGGUAAAUUCUCCAUUAGGACUGUACCAGAUAUGAAAUCUGAAAAAUUAACCCAAUUGGUUGUUGAUCAUUGUAAUUCAGUGUUCAAAUCAUUGAAUUCACCAAAUAGAUGUAAAACUGAAUUGAUUCAUGAUGGUGAUUACUGGGUAUCUGAUCCAUUCAACGCAUCUUUUUCUGCUGCAGCUAAAGCUACCAAAGAGGUUUAUGGUGUAGAACCAGAUUACACAAGAGAAGGUGGCUCUAUCCCAAUUACUUUAACUUUCGAAAAAGUGUUAAAGACAAGCGUCCUCUUAUUGCCAAUGGGUAGAGGUGAUGAUGGAGCUCAUUCCGUGAAUGAAAAAUUAGACAUCAGUAAUUAUAUUAAUGGUAUCAAACUGAUGGCAGCUUAUUUACAUAACUACGCUGAAUCACCUGAAAAUUAA
Molecule: messenger RNA, 1560 nt
Organism: Naumovozyma dairenensis CBS 421
Lineage: Eukaryota; Fungi; Ascomycota; Saccharomycetes; Saccharomycetales; Saccharomycetaceae
Gene: DUG1
Product: metallodipeptidase
Exons: 1
Coding region: 1-1560 (519 amino acids)
Biological process (GO): proteolysis
Molecular function (GO): metallodipeptidase activity
Source: RefSeq, a predicted model, not a curated record